Molecule: messenger RNA, 1933 nt
Organism: Centropristis striata (black sea bass)
Lineage: Eukaryota; Metazoa; Chordata; Actinopteri; Perciformes; Serranidae
Gene: hsd3b1
Product: hydroxy-delta-5-steroid dehydrogenase, 3 beta- and steroid delta-isomerase 1
Exons: 3
Coding region: 218-1342 (374 amino acids)
Biological process (GO): steroid biosynthetic process
Molecular function (GO): 3-beta-hydroxy-Delta5-steroid dehydrogenase (NAD+) activity
Source: RefSeq, a predicted model, not a curated record
GCCUCUCAUUCCACCCUGAAGCAGCCGCGCCAAUCCUCUUUUUUCCACACUGCCUUUGAGCAAAUAAUUUGUUUUUCCUUGGUUACGUUUCUGGAUUUACAAAAAGUGAAAGAGCUGAGGCUGUGAGAUUAGAACAUUCUGUGUGCCUUCUUCUUUUCACUUUCCAAAAGGUCCAUUUGAAAGAAGUUUUUUUUGUCGAAGACAGAAUAAACCUGCGAUGUCUCUGCAAGGUGAAGUGUGUGUGGUGACAGGAGCUGGUGGAUUUCUGGGGAAGAGGCUGGUGAAGCUGCUGCUGGAGGAAGAGAAAAUGGCUGAGAUUCGACUGCUGGACAAACAAAUUCAGCCACAACUCUUACAUACUCUGGCCGACUGUCGAGGCGACACAAAGUUGUCUGUGUUCGAGGGCGACAUCAGAGACGGAGACUUCCUGAGAAAAAGCUGUCGAGGUGCAUCGAUCGUCUUCCACAUUGCGUCCAUCAUUGACGUCCAUGAUGCAGUGGAGUACAGUGAGAUAUACGGGGUCAAUGUCAGAGGAACGCAGCUGCUUCUGGAGGCGUGUCUUCAAGAGAACGUGGCCUCCUUCAUCUACACCAGCACCAUCGAGGUGAUGGGACCAAACUCUAACGGCGAUCCAAUAAUCAACGGCAGCGAGGACACGGUGUACGACUGCUCUCUGAAGUUCAUCUACAGCAAGACCAAGAAGGAGGCGGAGCAGAGGACGCUGCAGGCCCACAGCGAGGUGCUGCAAAACGGGGGCCGGCUGGCCACCUGUGCCCUCAGACCCAUGUACAUCUACGGGGAAGGCUGCCGCUUCCUGCUGGGCCACAUGGGCGAUGGGAUACGAAACAACAAUGUUUUGUAUCGUAUGUCUCGACCAGAAGCCCUGGUGAACCCGGUGUAUGUGGGGAAUGUGGCCGUGGCUCACCUGCAGGCCGCCCGCAGCCUCAAAGACCCAGAAAGGAGAAACGCCAUCGGAGGAAAGUUUUACUUCAUCUGUGACGACACGCCACAUGUGAGUUACUCGGACUUCAACCACAUUGUGAUGUCACCACUGGGCUUCAGCAUUCAGGAGAAGCUCAUGUACCCGCUCUUUCUCCUCCACAUCAUAUGCUUCAUCAUGGAGGUGGUGAGCGUGAUCCUACGACCUUUCAUACGUAUCGUCCCACCACUGAAGCGACAGCUCGUCACCAUGUUGAACACGUCGUUCAGCUUCUCCUAUCAGAAGGCAAAGAGGGAUCUUGGGUACUUCCCCAAAUACACCUGGGAGGAGGCUCGCAAACGCACCACUGAGUGGCUCGCCUCAGAGCUGCCCAACGAGAGGGAAAAAAUAAGUGCUAAAUAAGAAAUUAAAAGUUGUUUUUACUUUAAAACGACUGGGUUAUGUUCAAAGUAUUCUCUUGUUCGCUAGUACAACCAUCUGGCUGUCUCAUUCUUCCAGAGAUUCUAUCAGACUCUCUGUCAACUGAAUUUCCCCUCGGGGAUAAAUAAAGUACUUUUGAUUUUGAUUUGAUUUGAUUUGAUUUGAAGAGGUUGGUAUGGUAUUUGCAGUGUUUCAUAUGAAAUCCUAAAAAAUGUGACACAUGACAGUGGCUGUUUUAAACACAUUUUAAACACAGUAGUCGGCAGGAAACUGGAAACUGCAAAAAAAAAAAAACAAUAAUAAUUGUCAUUCAUAUUUGAUAAAUGCUGCCAAAUUCAAACAGUUUAAUUGCAGUUAACAACCUGUUUUUAUGAGAUCAGCUUGGAUUAUACAUAAUCACUUUGUCUCUUUGUGGUUUUUGCAUUAAUAAUAACACAAUUAUUUUUGCAACAACUGUAAACACAAAACUUUAAGUGAUUUUGAGCAUACAUUUAAUAACAUGGUCAUCACUACUGAUGUUUCUUUAAAGACAACUAUUGUGGAUUUUUUAAAUGUUUUUUUUUGCUCCGUUUG